Molecule: messenger RNA, 162 nt
Organism: Chondrus crispus (carragheen)
Lineage: Eukaryota; Rhodophyta; Florideophyceae; Gigartinales; Gigartinaceae
Exons: 1
Coding region: 1-162 (53 amino acids)
Source: RefSeq, a predicted model, not a curated record
AUGAGCUCGGUCGCUACAGAGUUGAGAGCUGCGGCCGCCAUGGUGUUGGUAGCGGGGGUUGCUGGUUCGCGAUUCAAGGGUCUCGGGGACGGUUCGUGUGAGCGGCUUCUCAGAUGCUUAGCUUCGUGGUGCCGCGUUCGGAAGCGGAAGGCGGCUGACUGA